AGAAAACAAUGUAACCAAAUGCGUUAGUAAGUUUGCCAUAUUUUGCAUGUCAUGUCGAUUUAAAUUUAUCGAUGAUAAAAAUUGCCUUUUUUUAGAAAUUUAUUUAAUGAAUUAUAAUUUCACACGAGCAGUCGCAGAAUUUACUAGUAAGUAGCAAAUUAAGCAGAGACAACAUCGUGCAGAUAAAAUGGCUGCCGUUAUUGAAACAUGCAAGCCUACAAAUCCGCCACCUGCAUCGAAGGUUCAGCGGCCAAAACGCGACUUCCUCCGAGAGCAUCGGGAAUACUUGCGCAAUAUUCAAAAUCAAAAAGCUGCUAAAUCGAAAGAUACGAAAAAUUCUUUUGUAGGGAGGAUAAGUAAAGAAGUAAAUGGCAAUAUGUUGCUGGGAAAUAAGCAAACGGCAGGAAAUCUUAAUAUCACCUUGAAAUCCAAAGAUCUAAUGCAUUUGGCAAGGAAAGCGGAUCGAACUUCAACGAGGCAACCAAUCGAAAAACAGCCAGGGACAUUCAUAUCGAAGGGCGUUGAACAGAGAAAGAGAGCUGGCGUUAUCCAUAGCAAUUCGCUCACGUCUGAUCAAUUUGCGCAAACUUGCGACAUUGAAGGAGAAACGUUUUUAGAAGGAGCGAGACUGCUGUCCCCUUCGGAAUUUGUUCUGGAAGCUAUUCGAAUAAAGUCGCAACCUCCUCCAGAACCUAAGCCAAAGCCAAUAAAGCGCAAGAUUGACAGGCACACAUGCGUUCUCAAUGCCCAUUUAUCCAAUUUGAAGGAGUUUUUGGAGAAGGGAUCAGUUUCACGAAGGAAAAAAAGUGAAAUUCAGAGAAAUUCUAAUAUUCAGAAGUUUCUUGUUCGUGGUCGUAUGAAUGUUCGUGGUGGAACGACUCGUCCGAAUUUCUUCGAAGCUGAAACGUCUUCUGAAGGAUGUAAGCUAGCGACGAUUCCCAAAAGAGAGUCAAUAGGUGAUGGCCCUAAACAUUCUGAAGAUCUAAAAAUUCGCACUAAAUGACAAAUAAAGGUCGCUGCAUCACAAAUCAAAAUUAGAGUUUUAUUUACAAUAACGUACAAUUUACAGCUGACCCGGCGAGCUUCGUACCGGUAC
Hermetia illucens (black soldier fly) is the source of this 1096-nucleotide messenger RNA. RefSeq lists its product as uncharacterized. The record is from RefSeq and is a predicted model, not a curated record. Bases 188 to 1003 code for a protein of 271 amino acids. The transcript has 2 exons. Lineage: Eukaryota; Metazoa; Arthropoda; Insecta; Diptera; Stratiomyidae.